Molecule: messenger RNA, 3051 nt
Organism: Fusarium fujikuroi IMI 58289
Lineage: Eukaryota; Fungi; Ascomycota; Sordariomycetes; Hypocreales; Nectriaceae
Product: related to TOB3 (member of AAA-ATPase family)
Exons: 4
Coding region: 1-3051 (1016 amino acids)
Molecular function (GO): ATP hydrolysis activity; ATP binding
Source: RefSeq, a predicted model, not a curated record
AUGGAGCAGACAGAUUCGAUUACUCCUUCCGAUCGUCAAAGUGGCCCAAAACACAACCAAAAGUCUGGCCAACAAGAGGCAGAUACCACGAUGGCUAAUGACGUUGACCCAUCAGCCCCUGCUGCGGCCCCUCCAGAGUCGGUAGAAAGAACUUCUAAGAGUGGUUCUUGUUCGAGGAAGAGCAGGCAGCAGAAGAAGAAAAAGGAGAGGAGUCAAGAAACCAAGCCAGCUUCGAUGAAAGAUGAAGCUGAGACUUCUAGCAUUGCUAGUGAAGACGAAUCUACUUCAGAUGAUGAUCAAGCCUCGGAAACCACAACCCUGACUCCCAAGCAUUAUUCAGGAGUUAAUGGCGCAAGCAAGAGCAAGAAGGAACGAACCAACGGUGCCUUUUCUAAAAAGAAGACUUCCAAGGCUUCCACUAAGAAGCAGAAGAAGCCAAAGAAGAAAAAGAACAAGACAGGCAGUUGCUCUGACACCGCGUCUGAUUCCGACAGCGAUUUAGAUUCCUCCGAUCCCGAAUCCUCUGAUAAUGAGGACCUUGCUGAGAAAAAUGACCGAACCAAGUCUUCUUCAGGCCUCGAGGGCCAACUUAGGGCGCUCGAACUCCAGUUUGCUCAACUGCAACAUCAGCUGGGUAACUCUAAUGGUCUUGCUCCACCGGUUAACCCAAGCGCUUUUGCUCAACUACCCAAUCCAACCCCAAGCGCUUUUGCCUCGUUUGGUUCUUCGGCUCCGCCGUAUUCUCUCCAAAAUGCUCUGGCUUCGCAGGCAGCUGGUCUCGAUCCACUGUUCGGUCGUCGUCGAUCAACUGCUGUUCGCCCUAAUCGUGGCGGACGUCGACCCAUGCAACUUUCAGCAGUGCCAACUCUCGAAGGCAGUGAUCCAGAUAGUAUCACCAAUGAUUAUUUGCGUGGCGAGUUGAGGGUUAAGGGUAAAAAACCUAAGGGUCCUGCCUUUAAACGCGUGGAUCAGGUGUGGGACAACAGCAUACACAAUUUCAAACUUCAGGACACAGCCGACACAGACACCGAUUCCCAGUACGACGAAUACAUCUUUCAUGUUAGGAGGAAGUUCGACUGGGAGGGCAAGCAUGUAGCAACUGUUGUCGACAUCAAGAGCAAGUUGCUUCGGGAAUGUCUACAGGACGUUAUCGGCAACGCGGAAGGCAUCAGCCUGGUAGACGAAACACCAAAAAUGAAUCCUGAGGUCCUCUUCUUGUACCUGGAAGACCUCCGUGAUCAUUUGAAGGCACUACGCAAAGCCAAACCUGCUGGCAAGUCCAAGAAGAGUCAGAAGAAAAAUAAAAGUCUACUCAAGGAAAAGAAACAGCAUCUCAAGAUACUUAUCAAGUAUCUUGACCAUGACUUUGAAACCACAAAGGAAAGUCUCUAUCCUAUGCUCAAGAAUGGCCUCAUUACAUUUGAGCUACUUUGGGCUUUGUGGAAACCGGAUACACUUGUCUAUGCCACAACGUACGGAAACGCAAGUGAGCCACGAGUUUUCAAGGUCGAAUCAGCACACCUACACCACAGCGUUAUGAGAGGCAGCUAUUAUCACGUUGAAGGAAAAUAUAUGGAAUUCGAUGGUAAGCGUUUUGGUUAUGGGAAUACAUCAGUCGAGAUAGACGGGUUCCAGGGCGCCAAGAAGAUCAAGAGUCUUCCUUGUUAUCCGCUUCAAUAUCACCAUAACGAGCAGAAGCUCCGACUUGAUUUGAUCGAAAGAGGCAAGAAGUUUGCGUCAUUGAGUGGUGUCCAUUACAAGAGCUACAAGGGCAUCGCCUUCAUGAAGCGCAGGAAUGGCUCGGUAAUGAAGUUCAACAUUCAGUCCAGCAGAGUCAUGAUUGACCCGACUAUCUUCAGGAGGACCAACCCCAACUACAACGUCUCGACUGUUAAGCCCAAGGACCCCGACAUCAUCGAGGAAGAGACUUCGGAAUCAGAUUCCGGGAACUGUGCGUGUGGCUCAGAUUCGGAGGGCGCAGAAAUGGUGAAGUUUGUCAAGAAAGUCUACAAGGACGAGAACGGCGAAGUACAUAUGGUCAGCUUUCCUAAAAGCUUGGUUAAGGAUGAGCCCGGAAACCCCGAACUCGAUGAACUCCCCUCCAAAAAUGUGGAAAGUGAUGAUGAAGAGGACAUGGAAAUCGUCGAUUUCACUGAUGAGGAUUAUCUCAUUGCCUCUCCAGUGGUACUUGGUUUCUCAUUUUCAGAAAAGCAAUGGUUGGAGUUCGCCGUUUCCUGCGUCAAUGAAAUCAAAUGGAAUGAGAAGGCGUGGGACUCCCUGGUUCUGGAAGAUGGCACCAAGGACCUGAUCAAGGCCCUUGUGAAGUCACGCAAAUAUCACGCGGCUAACACUAUCGAUGAUGUUAUACAGGGCAAGGGAAAGGGGCUCGUCACCGUCCUACACGGACCUCCUGGAACUGGCAAGACACUCACGGCCGAAGGAAUCGGAGAAUUGCUCCAGUGCCCACUUUAUAUGGUAUCGGCUGGCGAGUUAGGAACAGACUCGAGGUUUCUGGAGGCUGAGUUACAAAAGAUACUGGACAUUUGCCAUGCCUGGGGUGCUAUCCUUCUUCUUGAUGAGGCAGACGUAUUUCUGGAAAAGCGUAACAUGCACGACAUCCAUCGCAAUGCCCUCGUGAGCAUUUUCCUUCGCCAGCUGGAGUAUUUCCAGGGAAUUUUAUUUCUGACGACGAAUCGAGUAGAAACUUUCGACGAAGCCUUCCAGUCCCGAAUUCACAUCGCCUUGCGAUAUGACAAUCUCAAGUCUCCUGCAAAGCGGGCCAUCUUUAAGAUGUUCCUCGACCGUGUUCAUAAGCUGGGCAAGCUCAAGGUCGAACCAUUGACUGAGGAUGAUCUGGACAUACUAUCGAAGCAAGCUCUGAAUGGACGCGAAAUCAAGAACGUGGUGGGCUCGGCUCAGGAUCUCGCCGUUAACAAGGGUGAGGCCCUUAGCAUGCGCCACAUCAGACAGGUUCUUGACGUUCAUGCCAAAUUUGGGCGGGAUUUGAAAGGAGGAUCUGGUUAUGAAGAUGCUAUGAGAAGCUACUUCUAG